Molecule: messenger RNA, 1414 nt
Organism: Labrus bergylta (ballan wrasse)
Lineage: Eukaryota; Metazoa; Chordata; Actinopteri; Labriformes; Labridae
Product: G-protein coupled receptor 4-like
Biological process (GO): phospholipase C-activating G protein-coupled receptor signaling pathway; positive regulation of Rho protein signal transduction
Cellular component (GO): plasma membrane
Molecular function (GO): G protein-coupled receptor activity
Source: RefSeq, a predicted model, not a curated record
UGCGUGUGUGCCAACACUUAUCUGAAUCACUUUAGACAGUUCGGCUGCAGAGAAACAUCAGACAUUGUUGCUGGGACUUCAUUCAGGUUUCAAUCUGAAGAAUGACAGAAAAUUAUAAUAACAUCACCCACUGGAAUGGCAGCUAUGAAUACUUCAACGAUGAGUAUAACCAAAAAUUAGAUUUCAUAAUGCACGUGGUAAGAUGCGUCAUCAUUAGUAUCGGCCUUCCUCUGACGCUCAUGGUCAUCUAUUCUCUUUGCUUUCUGGUACGAAAGGAUCAUGUGGCUCCAAUCUACGUCAUCAACCUUCUCAUUUCUGACCUCAUUCAGUUCUGCUGCCUGCUCAUUCUGGAGAUAAAUCAGCAUCAGUCUCUUAACAUCGUAAAUUAUAUUUACAGUAGUGGCCUAAUGACCAGUGUUUGCUUCAUGGUGUGUGUCUCACUGGAAAGAUAUUUGGUCAUCGCCCACCCACUGUGGUACCGCUUCAAACGAACCAUCAAGAUCUCUGUGGUGGUCAGUGUCGUGGCCUGGCUCUUACCUCCUGUCACUUUCCUCCUUCUGUUUCUCUUCUCUCAGCUUCUCUGGGUUCCUGUUGAAGUGAUAUAUAUCAUCAUCAUCAUCAUUUUCCUCAUCAUUCCCUUCCCACUGUUAAUAUUCUUCCUGGUUGGGACCCUCAGAGCCCUCUCUGCUUCUGUCUCCAUCCCCUUUGAAGAAAAAUGUCGAAUUGUUGGAAUCUUGGUCAUGAUGCUGCUCAUUUACACACUGCUGUUCCUGCCCAGCAUCAUUUUAUUUAUUCUCAUGUACAUGAACAUAUUUGACCGAAAUCUGGGUGUCUUAUCUGGCAUGUUCUUUACGCUGAGUCCUCUUGCAGACUUAAUUCUGUAUGUUUUCUUGAGAAAAGAGUCCAUUGUAAAGCUUUAUACCGCUGUGAACUGGUGCAGACUUGCCAAUGCUGACACGAACAUAUAGACUGUAACAACACCACAGGUAACUGAACCCAAAAGCACGACUCACAACGCAGUCUUUACUCUUUCAGCUGACAGAAUCCAAAAAAGUGAUCAAAGAGGAAACAAAAGGCUUGACCGCUUCUCACAGGGGUCAAAGACGAACUGGCACAGAAGGAAGAGAAGCUACAGGCUAAAUACUAGGGUGAGGGGGAAGACAACGAGAUGCAGCUGGGAACAAUCAGGACGGGGCAGACAAUCACACAGGUGGGAAACACAUGAGGGCAGGAAGUGAAGGAUCUGAAACGAGAGGAGAAGUUAGUGACCCAAAACAGGAAAUAAUACAAGAUAGAAAUAACAACAACCUAAGACACUGAGCUGGACAUGGCAUAGACAGUAUGAAUGUGGACAACAUUUUGACAUUGAGCUCCAUGGAGGAAAAGAGAAUGAGGAGAAAACAGACCAACAUGU